AUGCCGGAUCUUCAAGCUAUGGACAAAAGGACCAAGACCAAUCUGAUGCGAGGACGAGGUACUGAUGACUCUUCACCUGCAGACCAGGACGAGCUGGAUUGUAUACGAAACCAGUGGCAAAAUCAGCGAGUCAAGAGAGCAGAUGACGCCAAAACGACCACCACUUCCACAGCGGUAUCUUCUACUGAGGAAGAGGAGGAGACAACGGCAGAAGAAACAACGAAAACGACUACAACGACCACUACCACAAGAACCACUAGCCAGAAAAAGACUACCAAAGAAGCGCCCUUUGUGGACUACACCGAUUUUGCUCCCCAGAAGACCAAAGGCCAUGAUUUUGACGAAGAGACCACUACUAUGGAACCGGAGGUGGAACCAACUAAGAAAACGAAAAAACCGAAACUACCAGCUCCCCCGAAACCCACGAAGAAGCCGGACGCGAAGGGCGACAAAACCACCGCAGAAGCCAGAACUAUGCUUAUUAGCGAGUGA
Cooperia oncophora is the source of this 492-nucleotide messenger RNA. The record is from the annotation of a GenBank genome assembly. NCBI's taxonomy places the organism in Eukaryota, Metazoa, Nematoda, Chromadorea, Rhabditida, Trichostrongylidae.